GCCGGCCGGCCACCCGCCUGUUCGCCCGUUGGGCCCCGCUCUUCUCUGGCGCCCCGGCCCCGCUGCCUGCGAGAGACCGAGCGAGAGAGCGCGAGAGAGCGGCUGGGCGAGGCGGACCGGUGCUCGGGCGCUCCUCUCCUUCCGUGGCGGCGGCGGCGCUGCGGCUCUGCGGGGCACGUGGGCAGGCAGGAAGGAAAGGAAAGCAGGGGUGCGUGGCCCGGCUGACCGGCUGGCCCCGAAGCGGCGCCUCUCCGGGCUGAGCUGCGUCCCGCUUUCCCUCCCGCAGACGGUGGGCACCGCCGCCAGGAUGUCCCGCUGGCCCUUGGCCGCCCUGCUGUUGCCGCUGCUGCUGGCCUGCCUGUCCCGCCGCUCAGAUGCGCUGGCUGUGAUGUCCGUGGAUCUGGGCAGUGAGACCAUGAAAAUCGCCAUUGUCAAGCCAGGAGUCCCCAUGGAAAUUGUUCUGAACAAGGAGUCUCGGAGGAAAACACCGGUGGCUGUGUCCCUAAAGGAAAGCGAGCGCCUCUUUGGUGACAGUGCCAUCGGAAUGUCCAUCAGGACUCCCAAAGCGGCCUUCCGAUAUUUCCAGGACCUCCUGGGCAAGCACACAGAAAACCCCCUGGUGGCGCUGUAUCGGCUGCGGUUCCCAGAGCAUGAGUUGGUGAAGGAUGCCCGGCGGGAAACCGUCAGCUUCAGGCUGUCGGAGAAAAUCCAGUAUUCUCCGGAAGAGAUUCUGGGCAUGGUCCUGAACUACUCUCGCUCCCUGGCAGAAGAGUUUGCAGAACAGCCCGUCAAGGACGCCGUCAUCACCGUCCCGGCCUACUUCAACCAGGCAGAGAGGAGAGCCGUGAUGCAUGCAGCGAAGGUGGCUGAUCUCAAGGUUCUGCAGCUCAUCAACGACAACACUGCUGUGGCCUUAAACUAUGGCGUAUUUCGAAGGAAGGACAUCAAUGCCACGGCACAGAACAUCAUGUUCUACGAUAUGGGCGCUGGCAGCACCGUGUGCACCAUUGUCACCUACCAGACCGUGAAGACAAAGGACUCGGGGACCCAGCCGCAGCUGCAGAUCCUGGGUGUUGGAUUUGAUCGCACGCUCGGGGGGCUAGAAAUGGAGCUGCGCCUUCGCGACCACCUGGCCACCCAGUUCAACAAGCAGCACCCGUCCAAGGACGUCCGGCAGAACCUCCGGGCCAUGGCCAAGCUGCUGAAGGAAGCCAAUCGCGUGAAGACUGUUUUGAGUGCCAAUGCUGACCACAUGGCCCAGAUUGAGGGCCUGCUGGAUGACAUUGACUUCAAGGCCAAGGUUUCCCGGCAGCAGUUUGAGGAUCUGUGUUCGGAUAUGUUCCAGCGGGUUGCAGGACCUGUGCAUCAGGCGCUCCACAGUGCCGGGAUAAGCCUGAAUGAAAUUGAUCAAGUGAUCCUGGUUGGAGGGGCCACUCGAGUGCCAAAGGUUCAAGAAAUUCUGCUGAGUGUGGUGGGCAAGGACGAGCUGGGGAAGAACAUCAACGCUGACGAAGCUGCCGCGAUGGGGGCUGUCUACCAGGCAGCUGCACUCAGCAAGGCCUUCAAAGUGAAGCCGUUCCUCGUUCGGGAUGCUGCCCUUUUCCCCAUCCAGGUUGAGUUCACCCGUGAAGUGGAAGAGGAGGAUAAGUCCAGGAGCCUGAAGCACAACCGGAGGAUCCUGUUCCAGCGCAUGGCUCCCUAUCCGCAGCGCAAGGUCAUCACCUUCAAUCGCUACACAGAUGACUUUGAGUUCCACGUCAACUAUGCGGACAUGGCCUUCUUGAGCGAAAGUGACCUGCGGAUGUUUGGGUCCUUGAAUCUCACCACAGUGAGGCUGCGAGGUGUGGGUGAGAGCUUCAGGAAGCACACAGACUACGAGUCCAAAGGCAUCAAGGCGCAUUUCAACAUGGACGAGAGCGGCGUGCUGAGCCUGGACCGGGUGGAAUCGGUGUUUGAGACUGUGGUCGAGGAUAAGCCAGAGGAGGAGUCCACGCUUACAAAGCUUGGGAACACCAUCUCGAGCCUGUUUGGAGGGGGAAGUUCUGUGCCAGAAGCCCCUGAAAACCUGACAGAAACUGUUCAGGAAGAGGAGGAGAGCCAAGCAGAAUCAGGAAAGGAGGACCAGAAAGACAACGCUGGGGCUGCUGGUGAGGAGGAGGUGAAGCUGCAGCCGCCAACGCCCGCCCCGGCUGAGGAGAAAGUGGCUGCAGAGGCCUCUGCAGGAGAGGACCAAGAAAAGGAUGCGGGCAAGAAGCACAACUCCCAGGAAGCCAUGGAGAAGCCAGGAUCUGGGAAGGCCGAGGAGCCUGCUAAAAGUCCUGGGGGGGACGGUGCAAAAGCACAAGAGGAAGGAGAUGAGAAAAAGCUGAAGCCUCCAAAGAAGCAGAAGGUGGUGGAAGAGAUCACGGUGGAGCUGGACGUGAACGACGUCCCUGAGCCUCUGCCGGAAGAGCUGCAGGCCUCCAUCAACAAGUUGCAAGAGCUGACUGCAAGAGACCUCGAGAAACAGGAGAGGGAGAGGUCGGCCAAUAGCCUGGAGGCCUUCAUCUUUGAGACCCAGGAUAAACUGUACCAGGAGGAGUACCAGCUUGUUUCAUCUGACAAAGAGAGAGAAGCAAUCCUCCAGAAGCUCAGUGAAGCCUCCACCUGGAUGGAAGAAGAAGGCUUUGCAGCCACGACUAAGGAACUGAAGGAGCGGCUCUUGGAACUGAAGAAGUUGUGCCGCAGCCUGUUCUUCCGCGUGGAGGAGAGGCGGAAGUGGCCGGAGCACCUGGGUGCCUUGGAAGGUCUUCUCAAUCACUCCGCCAUCUUCCUCAAGGGAGCCAGAAUGAUCCCAGAGGCCGAUCAGAUAUUCACAGAGGUGGAGCUGAGUACCCUGGAAGCAACUAUAAAUGCUACAGCGCUGUGGAAGAACGAGACUCUUGCAGAGCAGAGCAAACUGCCUCCCACGGAGAAACCUGUCUUGCUCUCCAAAGACAUUGAGCUGAAGAUUGCUGCUCUGGACAGAGAGGUCCAGUAUCUCCUCAACAAGGCCAAGUUUGCCAGGCCUAAGCCCAAGAAGAACACCACCAAAACAGAAGCAGGCAAGAACGCGACAGUGCCCCCCCUGGACGAGAACGUCAUUCCUCCGAAGGAGGAGAGCCAGGAAGAUGAUGCCAGCCCAGUCAAAGAGCCCCCCACAGUGGAGAAUUCCAUAUUGGAUGACGACUCAAGACCAGACAUGGACCAACAAACAGAAAAGAAUUCAGAUGCAAGAGAAGACACCAGAAAAAAUGAUGAAUUAUAACAGUUUUGAAA
Sphaerodactylus townsendi is the source of this 3297-nucleotide messenger RNA. It is a transcript of the gene HYOU1, whose product is annotated as hypoxia up-regulated 1. The transcript is spliced from 24 exons. NCBI's taxonomy places the organism in Eukaryota, Metazoa, Chordata, Lepidosauria, Squamata, Sphaerodactylidae. Gene Ontology annotation, biological process: negative regulation of hypoxia-induced intrinsic apoptotic signaling pathway; cellular response to hypoxia; endoplasmic reticulum unfolded protein response. Gene Ontology annotation, molecular function: ATP-dependent protein folding chaperone; ATP binding. The record is from RefSeq and is a predicted model, not a curated record. The coding region runs from base 308 to 3286 and encodes 992 amino acids. Gene Ontology annotation, cellular component: endoplasmic reticulum chaperone complex.